UAUCCUCGUCGGGCGCUCCAUGUCCACACGCUCUCACGCAGGCGCCAAGCGCGACAGGCGGCCACAACCACAACGCAACAACAACCACAACGCAACAACAACCACAACGCAACAACAAGUGUCACGUUAACGACAUCACGCCGCACACGACGACGAUGGUGGUGGUGAUGGUGGUGGUGAUGUAUAACGACGCGCUGUGUACACGCGCGUGUGAUGGUGCGCUGUAGUGGACCCGUGCCUCUCUCGCGAUAAACAAGCGGCAGGCGUCGUCGCUAUUGAUGAUGGGAGCUCGCAGGUCGCUGCCGACGCCGUGAUGUGUUAGUUGUACUGUACACACCGUUUCGUCUACGCGUCCUGGAAGUGGCUGAGCUGAAAUGUAAGGAGACUGAAACCUCCAUCCCCGACGAUGAUGGGAGUAAAGGCUGGGGAGGUGACGGAGUGGGGCGAGGAGAGGGAAGAGGGAGCCAUCUACACCGUGUGUCUCCGCCGGGUCCACAUCACACAGGGCCUGAGCAAGGGGGCACGCUGGCUCGGGGCGGUUGAGAGCGGCGAGGAGGGCGGCGGCUUCGUGGAGAGCCGCUCGGACACGCGGCGAGCGCGCGUCCUGCGCGCCGCCACGCUCGAGCGCCUGGUGGAGCAUCUGCUGGCGUCGCGGCGCCUGCACGACUCCUCCUUCGUCACCGUCUUCCUCGCCACCUUCCGCACCUUCGCCACGCCGCUCCGCGUCCUGCAGAUGCUGCUCGACAGGUUUGCCACCCUGCAGGGCCUCGUGAGCGCCGAGGAGCUGGAGCAGAGCCAGUCCCAGGCCGCGACCGAGGAGCUCAACGGGUGCCUCUGCUCCAUCCUGGGGGCCUGGCUGGACGGCUACGGCGAGGACUUCCGCGAGCCGCCCGACUUUGAGAGCCUGCGGCUGCUGCUGUCGCACGCGGCGCACUCGCUGCCCGGCUCCGACGUGGAGCGGCGCGCCCACACGCUCCUCGCCCAGCUGCAGCAGCCGCAGCAGCAGCAGCAGCAGCAACUGGGCACUGCGUGGAGGAGCUCGGGAGCCGUGGGUCCGUGGCCGGCGGGGGAGACGCGUCCCGACUUUCUGUCGUUCUCCGCCGACGUUGUGGCAUCGCAGCUCACCUUCAUGGACGCCGAACUCUUCAAGCGAGUGGUUCCGCACGACUGCCUGGGCAGCGUGUGGUCGCGCCGGGACCUCUGCGGCGGCGCCGGCGGCGGCGGCGGCGGCCGCUCGGGGUCGGUGAGAGCCACCGUGCGGCAGUUCAACGCCGUGGCGGGGUGCGUGGUGUCCACCGUGCUGGACGGGGCCCUCGCUCGACCCGCUCACAGGGCCAAGGUCAUCCAGCGCUGGGUGACGGUCGCACAGGAAUGCCGCCUGCUAAAGAACUUCUCGUCGCUGCGUGCGGUCGUCUCUGCGCUGCAGUCCAACCCCAUCUACAGGCUCAAGCGCACCUGGGCUGUGGUGGCGAGGGACACGAGCGCGCUGUUCGAGGAGCUCUCCGACAUCUUCUCGGGAGACAACAACCACCUGAACAGCCGCGAGUUGCUCCUCAAGGAGGCGAGCUCCAAGUUCGCGACGCUCGAGAGCCACAUCAAGGACAACCACAAGAAGGUGCAGAAGCGCCUGCAGAUGCAGAAGGAAACGGGCGCUGUGCAGGGGACUGUCCCCUACCUGGGCACGUUCCUCACCGACCUCACCAUGCUGGACACCGCACUGCCUGACCACGUGCAGGGAGGACUCGUCAACUUUGAGAAGAGGAGACGGGAGUUCGAGGUGCUGGCCCAGAUCAAGCUGCUGCAGUCGGCGUGCAACAGCUACAGCCUCCGCCCCGAGGAGCGCUUCCUCGCCUGGUUCCACAGCCAACCGAGCCUCUCCGAGGAGCAGAGCUACUUGUUGUCGCGCCAGCUGGAGCCGCCCGUGGAGAGCACGCUGUCCCCGUGCCCCCGCAAGAAAGUGAUCCGCCACUUCAGCGGCAGGGUCUUCUCCGGGGCCGACUCCCCGUUCCUGGCGGCCGAGGGGGGGGGGCCCAGGGUGCGGCGCUGCCAGUCGGGCCGCGUCGGCUCAAGCGGCAGCGCCUCGGAGGGGGAGGGCCCCCCCCCAACGCCGCCCCCCCCCUCCCCCACCGCCGCCGGGGGGCGGGCGGCCCCCCAAAUCCGCACGAGCGGCUCGGAGCCGGAGAUCCGCAUCUUUGUGAUGCCACCCGGCCCGGAGGGGUCAGAGUGGGACGACACGGACACGGCUUUCGAGGGCAGCUCGGACGCAUCGCUGGCUCCCCCCCCCCGGGCGGCCGCCUCCGCCUCGACGCCGGGGUCUCCCGAGAAGAGGCCCCGGGCCGCGGCGGCGACCGCCGUCGACGGCGCGAUGCUGGCGGCCCCUUCGUCGAGGCCGGCGGGGGCGCGGACGCACAAGCGCUCGGGAUCGGACGUGCCGAGCGCCGCGCGCGCCGCGUCGCCCGCGUGCAGCCGCCGCUCGGAGGGGGAGUGCAUCGUGCGCGUCAGCCUGGAGAGGGCCAACGGCAACCUCUACAAGAGCGUGCUGCUGACGAGCCAGGACAAGACGCCGGUGGCCAUCCGCAAGGCCAUGACCAAGCACAACAUGGAGGCCGAGAAUCCGGAUGACUUCCUGCUCGUGCAGGUCAUCGGCGAGGGCAAAGAGUUUGCGAUCCCGGACGGCUCCAACGUCUACUACGCCAUGGUCACCUCGCCCAGCUACAACUUCAUUCUGCGCAAGCGCUCCUCGGGGCGCCGGCGGGGGGGGGCGGCACCCUCCUCGCCAUCCCACCACUCCGCCUCCUCCGCCUCCUCCUCAUCCUCCUUCUCCUCCGUCGCCGCUGCGGCCCCGCGGGCCCACGCCAGCGCCCGCGCCGCGCUGGCCGAGACGUUCUCGCGCCUCACGCUCUGAGCGGGCCUCACGCCCCGGUCGUCGCCGCCGUCGCCGCCAGCAGCAGCAGCAGCAGCAGCGUCCGCUCCUUUUUUAAUCCACGGGCACAAAACGGAGCCACGCCGGUUUCUGGCUCGGCGAAUGGCCGAGCGGAAAACCAGAAAACCACCGUGUCGUAGCGCGAGGGGGACCCCCCCCCCGCACGCCGGCUGGUGGUCGCGUGCGGCGGCACGAGUGGCGGUGCUGGUGGCGACGGUGGCGGUGGCCGGGGGGAACUGUCCACCUUGGGACCAAAGCUAUCUGGAAAGAAUCGCGCGCAUCCAACACGGCGAUGGGGACCGAGGGGGGCUCUGAGAGCGGCUCCGCCGAGGGGUGGGGGGCGCGGUGAACGUUUGUCCGGUUUUGCCGAGUCCCUUAAAGCGACGCAACUUCAUACCGAAAGUUUCGUUCAGAUCGGACCGCCUUGACGAGCGCUAUCGUGAAUCCCUCCCACCCCCCGCACCUCCAAC
Molecule: messenger RNA, 3393 nt
Organism: Lethenteron reissneri (Far Eastern brook lamprey)
Lineage: Eukaryota; Metazoa; Chordata; Hyperoartia; Petromyzontiformes; Petromyzontidae
Product: ral guanine nucleotide dissociation stimulator-like 1
Biological process (GO): Ras protein signal transduction
Cellular component (GO): plasma membrane
Molecular function (GO): guanyl-nucleotide exchange factor activity
Source: RefSeq, a predicted model, not a curated record